This is a messenger RNA of Glossina fuscipes, 1314 nucleotides long. RefSeq lists its product as uncharacterized. NCBI's taxonomy places the organism in Eukaryota, Metazoa, Arthropoda, Insecta, Diptera, Glossinidae. Bases 1 to 597 code for a protein of 198 amino acids. The record is from RefSeq and is a predicted model, not a curated record. The transcript has 5 exons.
AUGCAACACGAUUUUCCGGUAUAUACAACAAAAUCAAUCAUUGGUGGUGGUGGUGGUGGUGGUGGUGGUGGGAGUAGUGGUAGUGGGUACCGUGAAAGGGUACCCAUUCCACCAAGUGCUUCAACGCAUUCCAUGAAGGAAUACUAUCAAACGGACCGUCCACCAUAUCCAGGCCAUUAUCGUCACAGUCAGACUGAUUUGACUGAAUGGGAGGAGCAUCAUCAGCAUCAAAAUUUGAAUCACAAUCCCUAUGGUAGUACAGCCACCUUACAUAGCGUUUCAGCGCGUCGUAGUGCUGGCCACGAUCGACAAGAAUCGAUGGAGCGUUAUUCUCUUCGCAAUGGUCGAGAUAAUAGCGACUGGGAAGAUGAUCGUGAUCGACGAUCGCGGCGAUCCGACGGCCGUUUUGCCGACUCUGCCAGCACCGUUUCUACAGCGGUUUUAAAUCAUUACGCCAACUAUCAUAGGCGACCACUAAAUAGGAGCUCCAACCUUUUAUCGGCAACUUUAUGCUUGAUCAAGGAAUUGGAUUAUUCGAGUUUGGAAGUAGUCGAGCAUGCAGUGCGUUGUCGCAUUGAUGAGCUAUCAGCAGAUUGAUGAUGAAUAAGACGCUUACCAUCCUAUUAAAUGCUCCUGGACAAUGUCUUUUUUUGUUUUAGUUGUUUUUCUUCUGCGUUCCUCACAUGCGUUUGCGUUUAUAUACGUGGUAGCUUCUUCAUUUUCUUCCUUCCUCGAUGUGGCAUUAUACUUCAUUACACUUUUCUGUACAUUAUCUAUACAUUAUACUCUUUUCUACUUUUGCUGUUGAAAUUUUGGAUUUACAAUUUUUAUUAUUGAGGAUAUACGUUUUGGAGGUAUAUUUGUAUGUGUUUGCAUAUAUUUAUAAGAAAUUUUUUCAUUUUUAACACACAUACGAAAAUCUCUAAUCCAUAAAAUUUUGUAUUUAUAUUUUUAAUAUUCAUUAUUGAUGUGUACAAAAAUGAUAAUUAAAUUAUAAAAGCAAGUAAAACAAGUAAACAAUGAAAAGACAGAUUUGCUUAAAUAUUUAUAUGCAGCCUUUAUGUCUUAUGGCUAUUUCUACUACUAAUAAUAUUGUACUUAUGGAAAAGGAUCGUGUAUUCAUAAUUAGCAUUAAUUAAUUGUUUUCACAUGCGUACAUAUAUACAUAGAAAAUAAUAAUAAAUAAUAAUAAAUAAUUAUAAUGACUGCAAUAAAUAGAUAAAUAAGUUAAAACUAGAAAGCAGCAGAGCUUGCCAAUAAUUAUCACAAUAAUUUUUAUUAAAAUAUAUAUAAAUAUAUAUUUACAUAUAUAUU